AUGAGUCAGUUGUCAAGCAGAUAUCCAGAGGUUCAUGGGAGCCACAGCCAGUUCAUGACAUCAUAUAUUGGUAACACAUCACCAUUCUCAUCGAAAGACACUUCAUCACCAAAUGGCGUGGUGAAGUUGACCGUGCGAGCCAAUAAUUCAGAGCUGAGCUUCCUGCUUCUCCUGUCGUUGAAGCUCUGCUUCCUGUGCUCGCUGGUGUUCAUCGGCCGUCCAUCAGUCUGGGCCUGUGGAUUGCCGCCUGGUCGGUUCCAGCAGGCAGCUUUUGGCAUCAGCUUUGUACUUUGUGUUUCCUGCCUCCAAGUCAAGACUAUUGUAGUUCUGGCAGCUUUCUGCGCAGCCCGGCCUGGUGCUGGAGCCCUGAUUAAGUGGUUUGAUCCAGGCCAACAGAGAGGAAGUGUCUGCCUUCUUACUGGUAUACAGAUUAUCAUCUGUGCCACAUGGCUAUCCCUCAGCCCCCCUGUGCCUCGACGUGAUCUGGGUUUCCAAGGGUCAAAGGUCACCCUGGAGUCUGCCAUGGCCUCAGUGGUGGGUUUCUCUCUGGUUCUGGGCUACAUUUGUCUGCUGGCCUUCACCUGCCUCCUCUUGGCCUUUCUUGCUCGGAAACUCCCUGACAAUUUUAAUGAGGCCAAACUGAUCACCUUCAGCAUACUGAUAUUCUGUGCUGUCUGGGUGGCCUUUGUCCCUGCGUAUGUUAGCUCUCCUGGAAAGUACACUGUUGCUGUGGAGAUUUUUGCAAUCCUGGCCUCUAGCUAUGGUUUGCUGUUCUGUAUUUUAACCCCAAAAUGUUUUAUCAUU
Molecule: messenger RNA, 804 nt
Organism: Centropristis striata (black sea bass)
Lineage: Eukaryota; Metazoa; Chordata; Actinopteri; Perciformes; Serranidae
Product: vomeronasal type-2 receptor 26-like
Exons: 6
Biological process (GO): G protein-coupled receptor signaling pathway
Cellular component (GO): membrane
Molecular function (GO): G protein-coupled receptor activity
Source: RefSeq, a predicted model, not a curated record